This is a messenger RNA of Phaedon cochleariae (mustard beetle), 1750 nucleotides long. Lineage: Eukaryota; Metazoa; Arthropoda; Insecta; Coleoptera; Chrysomelidae. The record is from the annotation of a GenBank genome assembly.
AUUCUCACGGACAUUUGUAAUAAAAAUAUUUUAUUUUUUAUUUUGAAUUUAGAAACAUGCUACAAAUCGUAUUAUCAAAUUACUUGUUUUCAUAAUAAUGGUCCUGAUCCUACUCGGGCGACAUUAUUGAGAACUUCUACGUUAUUGAAUUAAACAUUCCUCCGUUCUGUGGUCAGUCAGCUGUAGUUUUUGACCGAUAUUUGUGACCUUUUGUGACUACUUUUUUUACGAUUUCUGAUGACCGAUUAGUGGUACUGGCCUUGGCUUUGUCCUUUUCAGUUCAAGGAUAAGCCUCGUUUAUAAACAUUUGUUAGUCAUCAAGAGAUUUGAGCGCGUGCAGUUGUUGUUUAACGCGAUGGAGAAGGACAGUAUAUUUAUUGAACGAUUGGUCCAACCUUUCAACAAGAAAGAGAGACUUCUCGCCUUCUACAAGAGCCAGAAAUUCGUAGAUUGCACAUUCAGAAUUAAUGGAAUGGAGGUUAAAGCUCACAAAUUGAUUCUUGCCUGUAGCAGCCCCGUUUUUGAGAAAAUGCUUUAUGGGGAUAUGGCCCAAGAUGAAAUAGUGAUCUGUGAUAUAAGCCUUCAAGAGUUCAAUCAGGUACUUGAUCAUAUUUACACAGAAAAUAUAGAUAUUUACUCUGUAGCAAAUGCCUGGAGUUUAUUCUAUAUUGCCAACAAAUAUAUGUUAAAAGAUCUGUUACAUGUUUGUCUCACCUAUGUGAGAAAUAAUCUCACAAUGAGUAGCCUGGUGUUGAGCUAUGAGUAUGCAGAUAUGUUUGACCUCCUUGAUAUCAAGAAGAAGUGCUUCAAUGAUAUGAUUAAUUAUGUAGAUGGAGUUUUCUUCAGUGAAUAUCAUAUGAAACCUAGUACUUUAUGUGAUAUUUUGCAAACAGUGUGUUUAGGGCAUGAUCAGUUUUCUCUCCUGGCAAAUACUAUCAACUGGUGCAUGGUAGAGUGUGAUUUACGUGAGAUCCCGAUCUGGCCACAGAAUAUUGUCAAUAUCUUAGAAGAAGAGAAUAUUCUACAUUUUUUCAGCAAGAACUGUUGUGAUAAAGUGUUUUGCUCAGAUGAAAUCACUUCAAGAACAUUACCUCUGGUGUAUGAACUACUGGAACUGCCAAAGGAUCCUGAUAGUUCAACUCACCAUGAAAGAACUCCAAAAACCUGCAAAAUUCGCAAGGAAUUUAAAAUAGCUUGUAGAUUAGAUCUGCUUCAUGGUGAAGAAUUUGUCUCUAAUUUCAAAGUUAGCCGUAGUAUGAUUCUGUUUGGUGUUUUGGUGAAUACUCAGAUAGAGCCUCCUCAAAUCUCUAGGGAAAAUUACAAGGGAAGUGUUAGUGUUAGAAUUUGUGAACAUAAUGCCAGAAGAGAUAUUGUAGUAGCAAGGAGAAUUGAGGAUUUUAUACCUUACAGAUCUGAUUUGUAUGUAUCUUUUACAAACCCUGCCAUACUAGAACCAAAUGUAUUAUAUGACCUGAGAAUUUCAAAUACUAAUUUAGAUAUAGAUAAUGGUACUGCCUCUCUACAUUUUUACUACAUGAGUGAUAAAUUGGUUGGUGAAAAUAAAAAUGAUGUGAUUACCUUUAAUGAGGAUAAUGGUAGCAUUAUCAAAGGUAUAUCUUUUUAUCCAGCUUAAUAUGAAAAAUGCUGAUUGUUAUAUUUUUUGUGAUAUAGAUUCUUAGUAAUUUAACUUUGCUAGGUCAAUAAUGUUCUAUCUAUUCUAGUGAGAUCUUGAAUAAAUUAUUUAUUUCUG